Molecule: messenger RNA, 1080 nt
Organism: Grosmannia clavigera kw1407
Lineage: Eukaryota; Fungi; Ascomycota; Sordariomycetes; Ophiostomatales; Ophiostomataceae
Exons: 3
Coding region: 1-1080 (359 amino acids)
Source: RefSeq, a predicted model, not a curated record
AUGGCACUGAGUCCCAGUCAUUCCCGCAUAUCCUUGGCGAAUCCGACCAAGCCUAUCGAAGAUGCCCUAAAAGACUUUGAAAGCGUCCUCUCUGUCAGUCAACGCCAAGAGCUUUACACAAAAACGAGCAUUCCUGAUGCCGACGCCGUCCUCAUCUUUACUGCCGAACUCGAUGCGCGCAACUCGAACAGAAAGGGCCGCAGUAUUGCCAGCAACCUGUUCACCGUCUUGCAAUCCGUUCGCGAUUUCUCUAACAUUGUUGGCACAUUCGUUUCGGCCCAUCCCGAGAUCGCAGCCCUCGUCUGGGGCAGCAUCCAGCUGACGACACUUCAAGAGUUUAAGUCUGACAAAGACGAUAUUCGCGCCCACAGCGAAAAUGUCAAGAACGAAAUAACGUUUGCAAAAGCACAAGCCGAUUUUGAAGACCAAAGACAGAACGAAAUUAGCAGAAGUCACCUUUCUCAGCUCGCGCUAAAAACACAUAUCGGCUUGAAAGAGAUCAAGAAGCAGCAGUUGCAGAUAGACAAACGGCGAGCGCACAAGAACAACGCCAAAGUUCUUGUCGCUUUCUACUUCUUGCGAUUUGACGACCAGAAAUCGCUUCUGGCAGAGACUGCCGUCAGAUCGAUUUUGCGACAGACGCUGAGAUCAGGAAACUUCUCAGAAGAUGAGGAGGGGAAACUGAGAAGUGCGCUGUCCGGAUCUAUAACUAACGUUGCGAAUCGCCUCUGUGCUAGGAUCCAAAACUUCAAAGGCUGCUACAUCAUCAUCGAUGGCAUUGAUGAGUUUGAGAAGCAGGAACGCAACGAACUCUUCAACAUUCUUUUCAGCCUUGUUUCCCAGACAUCGAAUACGAGACUUUUUAUUUCUGGACGAGAGAGUAUGACCCAAGAAGUAAAAACGAAGUUUCGCUCGCUCCAACACAUCUCAAUGAGAAACUCUUCUGUAUCGUCAGGCAUGGAACUAUACAUCGACAGCCUGCUCGAAGAGAAACUCAGCAAUGGUGAACUAGUAGUGGGAAGCCAAGAUCUCAUUGCAGAUAUAAAGAAUGCGCUCAUGAAAGGUGGCGACGGAAUGUAA